UAUUAAUUGAGUUAAGGUUUCAGGCAGAAUGAAUUCCAAAGGAAUUUUUUUGAUUUGUGCAUCUUUAAUAAACUUUACUGAAGUUUUUGGUCAGAAUGAAGUGUUGGAGUGUAGCUAUAGAUAUAGAUAUAGUUAUCCAUAUGAAUGUAAUUUAAAAAUUUAUAAUCCAAGAGGACUUAACAAUUUUUACACGAUCAACGGAACACAUUAUUCUAAUAUAUAUGAUAAAGAUGUGAAAAUAGUUAAUAAAUACUCAAAUGUUUAUUGGAAUUCAACAAUAAUUCCAAGAAUACUUUGUGAUCGGUUUAUAAAUCUUGAUCGAAUGGAGUUAAUUAACCUUGGAAUUAAAAACAUCAACUUUUUUGGGGUUGAAAUUCCAUUUGAAAAGUGUACUAAUUUGACGUAUUUGAACUUAUGUGAAAAUAAAAUUACUGGAAGCGAUGAAAUGCCAUUCAGCAAAAGUAUAAAUCUAAAAGAUUUACAUUUGUGUAAAAAUGAAUUAGGUUCUUGGUCAAAUAACUUUUUUUCUGGUUUGACUAAUUUGAAAGUGCUAACACUCAAUGAUAAUAAGUUGGUUGAUUUACCGGAAAAUAUUUUUGAAUCUUUAAGCAAUUUAGAACAAUUAGAUUUGUCUAACAAUAGUUUAACAUUUGUCAACGUUAAAUGGUUCGAGCCUCUUAAAAGUUUAUUAACGUUGAAUUUGUAUAACAAUAGUAUAUCGGUUCUUAAUCCACAAUCAUUUAGUCCUUUGAUUAAUCUUACUUCUUUGUAUCUACAAAAUAAUCUAAUUGAGGAAAUCACAGCUAGUACAUUCGAGUCAUUAGGAAACUUAAUUGAUCUUAAUUUGCAAAAUAAUAAUAUUUACAAUCUCAAUGCUGAUUCAUUUAAUUCCUUAAUAAACUUAAAUAAAUUAUAUUUGUACGACAACAAGAUUGUGGAGCUUCCAGCUAAAGUUUUUGAACCAAUGAUCAAUUUAGAACAUUUAGAUUUACAAAGAAAUAAAAUUUCAAUUUUACAUACUGAUUCAUUUAAAUCUUUGAAAAAUAUAACAACAUUAUAUUUGCAUGACAAUCAAAUUAAAGAGCUUCCAGUUAAUGCUUUUAGUUCAUUGGAAAGCUUAAACACACUUUACUUAUAUAACAACAGCCUUAAAGUUAUUUACUCAAAUUCAUUUGGAAAUUUAUCAAACUUAAAAAAUGUUAGAUUUGAUAAUAAUAAAAUCAAUGCGAUCGAUAGAAACUUUGUUACUAAAACUGGGGUGAUUAGUCUUAAUAUGAUUGGAAAUAAUUGCUCGAAAGAAAACAUCUUCGAUAAUUCAACAUAUAGAUACUCAAUGCAGAUAAUUCUAAGUGAAUGUUUUGAAAAUUUCGAUGAACAUGUGACAGAAUCUACCACCAUUCCAACAACCACGACAGUUACACAUACAAGCACCCCUUCUACAACAUUCUCAACAAGCAUCACAUUCACGACAUCAACUACGACAUCUUCUACGUCACAAACAACUUCGCAAUCAACAGAACAAGAUACAACAACCGAUAAUAGUACACCUCCAAAGUGCAGUGAUGAAAAUAUUGAUGAAAGGGUUUGUGAAAUCGAAGACGAAAUAGAGAUUUUAAACAAUCGAGAUAAAACAUUUGCAUCUGCAAUCGAGGAGCUUCAAAAUAAAGUAUUUGAACUGACUAAUCGUCCUUGUGCUUGCAGUUAAUUAUGAGUAUUUUAACUAAUCGUUCAUGUUUUUUUACAAUAAACUUGUGAACCGUUAUUGUAGUUCUUAUAUUUUUUCAAAUUAUUUUAUUAUCACUGUUAACCUCUAUUCUUUGAUAAGUUAUAAUA
Messenger RNA from Chironomus riparius, 1833 nucleotides. Lineage: Eukaryota; Metazoa; Arthropoda; Insecta; Diptera; Chironomidae. The record is from the annotation of a GenBank genome assembly.